This is a messenger RNA of Lithohypha guttulata, 1350 nucleotides long. RefSeq lists its product as uncharacterized. Gene Ontology annotation, molecular function: iron ion binding; heme binding; monooxygenase activity. The transcript is spliced from 4 exons. The coding region runs from base 1 to 1350 and encodes 449 amino acids. NCBI's taxonomy places the organism in Eukaryota, Fungi, Ascomycota, Eurotiomycetes, Chaetothyriales, Trichomeriaceae. The record is from RefSeq and is a predicted model, not a curated record.
AUGGAACAAGUUCAGCGGGCUCUACAUCAGAAACACGGGAAUCUUAUCCGGAUCGCCCAUAAUGAAGUGGCGUGUGCAGACCCCGAUGCGAUCAAGAAGAUCUACCCUGCUCAAGGAGCACUGGAAAAGUCAGACUUCUAUCCUGUCUGGCGCAACCCGGCCUUUUCAAAGUAUUCGGACAACUUCAGCGAGACUAGUGAGAAGCUGCAUGGCGAGAGACGAAGAAUUGUCAACCAUCUAUACACAACCACGAACGUUCUGCAGUCGGAGCAGUAUAUCGACAGAUGCUCUCAGUUAUUUGUGGACAGGGUUGCUCAAUACGCCGACAAUGGUCAAACAAUUGAUCUUGGAGUUUGGCUUCAAUGGUAUACUUUUGAUGUCAUUGGCGAACUAUUCUUUGGACAGAUGUUCGGUUUCAUGGAUAAAGAAGAAGACCACAAGUCGUACAUUGCCUGCAUGGAUGCCCUAAUGCCUGUGCUUCUACAAGUGUCCCUUGCUCCACAGUACUACCGGCCGUUCAUCUUCAUGUCUUCGGCUCUCAGCUCAACUGUCCGCAAAGCCCUGAAAUCCUUUGAUGUGAUCACAAAUGCAGCUAAGGAGUGUGUGGCUAGAAGGGUCGACAACGAAGCCAAAGUUGUGGAAGAAGCCAAGAGGAACGACAUAAUGCAGCAGCUGCUCGAUAUCGUCCAUGAGAAAGGCGAUAAAGUUGAUUUCAAGAUAGGCGAAGUGCAAUUCGAGGCAUUCGCAGCAUUGUUCGCAGGAUCUGAUACCACAGCCAUUGCCCUACGAGCAGUCUUCUACUUCUUACUAAAAUCCCCAGAAACCUAUCGCGAUCUACAGCAGGAAAUCAGCGACGCCACUCGAACCGGCGCAAUGAGCGUACCUCCCAAAUUCUCCGAAGCUCAAAAACUGCCUCUGCUCUGCGCAACCAUCAAGGAGGCAAUGCGGUUGCAUCCAAGUGUUCAGCUCACCAUGCAGCGCCUUGCUCCCAAGGAAGGAAUCGUUCUAUGCGACAAAUUCGUACCGGCAGGGUAUCGCGUAGGCAUAAACCCAGCCGUCGUGCAAUACGACACGUCAGUCUUCGGUGCAGACUCUAACAUCUUCCGACCCCGGAGGUGGCUUGAAGACGAGGCCACAACUCGAAAGAUGGACAAUACAAUGCUAGUUUUUGGUGCAGGGACGAGAACGUGUAUUGGCAAGAACAUUUCUCUCGUCCAAAUCCACAAACUGGUACCUUUCGUGCUACAACAGUUCGAUCUGAAACUCACACACCCCAAUGCAGUGUGGGAGACUGAUAAUAAGUGGUUCAACAAGCAGUCAGGCAUUGAUAUAAAGCUAUCUCGACAUUGA